GUUCAGCGUGUGGGGGGAGAGGAGGACAAACAAACUUGGCUAAGCCAAACACAUACACACAGUGGCAACUGUUGACACAGCCGCCGGCAGUCAAGCGGCAAAACUCCCAUAAAAAGCCGAUGAAACAGCAACCAGAGCAACAUAUAGAUUCCAACAUGUCUUUUAAGUACCUCACACUUUGCACUCUUGUGCUGCUGAUCAGCAUUGGCGCUACCUGGGCGGAGCGUUCGAAGACCCUACAGCCUCGACCGGUAGAGCAGCUGAGGCAAAGCAAGGAUCUGCGCUACCAAAAUAAUGAGCUAUACAGCCUAGACGACGAGGAUGGUGAUGAUAUUGUCGAAGAUGAGCUGGAUGCGGCUGAAGAUGAGGCUGCACAGCUGGAGCAAGACAAGAAUGACCUGGAUCAGUUGAAUGAUGCCAGCGUGGAUGAGCUAACCAAGCUUAUUGAUGGUUUGGAGGCCAUGGAACAGAUCGAAUCGCGCGCUGCAAAUAAUCGGGCCGGCAAGCGUUCCAAUACACGCCGCAACAGAAGUGGCUCAAACAAGGUCAAUAGACGUAAUGGCAAUAGGCGCAAGGGUAAUAGACGCCACAAUAGGCGCGGCAACUCCUAUCGCGGCGGCAACAAGCGCAACCGCAACAGCAGAAGGCGGAAAAAUGGCGCACAGCGGGUGAAUCGUGGCGAUAUCUAACGUUUCCACUAAUAUUUUGCUAAAAAGUGCAUAUCAUUUUUUAAAUCCCGAAAUAAUAAACUAAUAAAGAACUUAUUUUACUUAGCCUAUGAAA
This is a messenger RNA of Drosophila virilis, 783 nucleotides long. Its product is annotated as eukaryotic translation initiation factor 3 subunit C. NCBI's taxonomy places the organism in Eukaryota, Metazoa, Arthropoda, Insecta, Diptera, Drosophilidae. The record is from RefSeq and is a predicted model, not a curated record.